Fopius arisanus is the source of this 849-nucleotide messenger RNA. It is a transcript of the gene IFT43, whose product is annotated as intraflagellar transport 43. Gene Ontology annotation, cellular component: intraciliary transport particle A; cilium. Bases 123 to 722 code for a protein of 199 amino acids. Lineage: Eukaryota; Metazoa; Arthropoda; Insecta; Hymenoptera; Braconidae. The record is from RefSeq and is a predicted model, not a curated record. The transcript is spliced from 6 exons. Gene Ontology annotation, biological process: intraciliary retrograde transport.
UUCACCUGUGCAGUUGCCAUGGAGCAUCUAAAACAAAUCAAAAGCACCUCAAUAAUGUAAAUAGAUUGAAUUCCUCGGAAUUUCUCGUUUUUUCGAAAAAAAAAAUUGAAGUUUAUGGCAUCAUGGAGUGGGGCAAUGAGCUGGAGCCGGUGACUAAAAAGAAUUAUUUGCAGCAGCUGAUACCGAGAUUAGGGAGGAGAGCGGGUCAUAAUGUCAAUCAGGAUGAGGGAAGGUUUGAUGAUGACAUCCUGGAGAGUCCUGGCACUGGAGUCUCCUCUGGAACAUCUGGAAAAACCAUUCAGGUACCUGUCGCACCCCCUAGGACCCGAAAGACCGGAUGGAGUGACGAGUUGAAAAGUGCUAAAGGAAGAUCUGCUCACAUCGCAGAACAGAGUAAAACUCGAAAAUCAAACGGGGAAGAAUCGAUAGACGAUAUUCCAAUAAUCCCCGACGCCGAGGAAUUUCACGAGGAGAAUUUAACAGAAGCCCCUGCGAUCCCCUCAGGAGGAAAUCGCGUGGCAGCUUAUCAAGAGCUGGAUACGGACUUACUGAAAAAUGCCUCCUUUGCAUUCCUGGAUGAUGUCAAUCUCUCUCUUCUGACGGAGAGGAUGUACCCAGAGAAAAGCGUUCAAGAGCCCGACGAAGUGUGGAAUUGGGAGUCGAUGUUUAUUCAGGUUUCCUCAGAACUAAACAGUGAAGCCCAGAAGAAAAAUGAGACAUAAAAAUUACAGUAGAAUAUUUAUUGCCUUCAAUUGUUCACAAUUACAAUGAGUUAUUAUAAUAAUCUUUUGUACCAAUCAUUAUCCAUUAGGUAUUUCACAUCUCCAUUGUAUUUUAUAAAUAAAUAAC